AGCAUAUAUCAUUCAAAAUAAGGGAAAAAGCCCCGCCAAGCCAAGAGAGCCAAAACCACCGCGAAACCUCUCUCUCUCUCUCGAGAUCAGAUCGGGAAAUCGCCAAUCCCCUGAACCCUAGAACCCACGGGAAGUUAGGUCACGGCACAGCUCCGGCGGAGCGCGGGAAAUGCCGAGAGAAGAUGCACAGCUGAGCUCGGCCAAGCGGGCGUACCGCAGCGCCCAGGCCGAGGGCAACAGGCAGGAGGAGGCCCGGUGGGCGAACACGGUCGGCAAUAUCCUGAAGAACCGCGGGGAGUACGUAGAGGCCCUCAGGUGGCUGCGCCUGGACUAUGAAGUCACCUCCAAGCACCUGCCGGUGAAGCAGCUCCUGCCCACCUGUCAGUCCCUCGGCGAGGUCUAUCUCCGGCUCGAGCACUUCAAGGACGCCCUCAUUUACCAGAAAAAACACUUGGAGCUUGCCAAGGACUCUGAUGACCUUGUCGAACAGCAGAGGGCUAGUACACAGCUUGGUCGGACAUACCAUGAGAUGUUUUUAAGAUCUUCUGAUGAUCAUAUUUCGAUUCGAAAUGCGAAGAAGUACUUCAAGUCUGCUAUGAAGCUUGUGGAGACUCUCAAGCAUAGCCCACCAACUGACAAAUCCUCUUUCUUGAAAGAAUACAUUGAUGCACAUAACAACAUUGGUAUGCUUGAACUCGAUCUUGAUAACUUGAAAGAGGCCGAAAAGAUAUUGACUAAAGGAUUAGAGAUAUGUAAUGAGGAAGAGGUUCCUGAAGAUGAUGAUGGUCGCAGCAGGCUAAAUCACAAUCUCGGGAACGUUUACACCGAGCUGAGAAAGUGGGAUAAGGCGAAGCACCAUAUUGAGAAGGAUAUCAUAAUCUGCAAGAGAAUAGGACACUGCCAAGGUGAGGCAAAGGGCUACAUUAACCUUGGAGAAUUGCAUUACAGGGUUCAAAGGUAUGAUGAUGCAAUUCUUUGCUAUCAGAAGGGACUUGAUCUGGCGAAAUCCAUGGAGGAUGAGGACGCAUUAGUCGAGCAAAUUGAACAAAAUAUUAAUAUUGUGAAACAAGCUAUGAAGGUGAUGGACGAACUAAAGAGUGAGGAGCAGAAUUUCAAGAAGCUUGCUCGAAGCUUGGCAGCUGCUAGAGGCACCUCCAGGGAAAGGAAGUGUCUAUUAGAGCAGAAUAAAUCUCUCGAUUUACUUAUAGAGAAGUCAAGCAUAAUAUCUGCGUGGCUGAAGCAUCUCGAAUUUGCCAAGCGGAAGAAAAGAAUUGCAGUAGAGCUCUGUGACAAGGAAAAACUGAGUGACUCUUACCUUGUCAUUGGGGAGUCAUACCAGAAGCUCAGAAAUUUUGUAAAAGCUCUUAAAUGGUACAACAAGAGUUGGGAGAUCUACCAAUCUAUUGGCAACAUGGAGGGGCAAGCACUGGUGAAGAUAAACAUUGGCACUGUUCUCGACUGUGAUGGGAACUGGAGAGGCGCACUGAAUGCUUACGAAGAAGGUUAUAGGAUUGCUGUAGAAGCUAAUCUUCCUUCUAUACAGCUUUCUGCCCUAGAGAACAUGCAUUACAGCCACAUGAUCAGAUUUGACAACAUUGAAGAAGCAAGGCGCUUGCAGCUUCUAAUUGACAAGCUGAAGCAAUCGGAUGAUGAAAAUCUUGAAGCACACAACAUGGGAGCAGAAUGUUGCUCUGAGACAGACACGGAGGGCGAUAAUAGGCCUACAGCUUGCAGUUCCCCCUUGACAAGUACAUCCAGUGCUCGUGAAACAGAAUUGAACUAUGUGGAAGAGUUAACUGAUGACACCCCCUUAGUCUCAUUUCUCCGAAGAAACAAUCGACCAUUGAAGUUGAAAACUACUCUUCCUGGGGAACCCAAUACUCUGGAGAGGUCCAACGCGGUUUCUCCAAGUCCAGCAAGAUCAUCUGGUACAAUUGUUGGUCGUAAACGCGUUCACCUAGUGCUUUCUGAUGAUGAAGAUGAUGCACAAGCUGAUACAGAAUGCGGGAGCCUUCAGAAAUGUUCUGCUGAAGCGGUCGGCACUUCUGGUGGAAGUGGUUCCCACUGUAAAAGAAGUCCAACAUCUGUUCGACAUAACUCCAAAUAUAAUAUAAAUUUAUACAAUCCGAUCAAUCUUGAAGAAAGCACAUGUUCUUACAGAACCAGGAGUUCUAGUAAAGUGGCUUCACAAAACGGCAAAGGAGAUAUAUCAAACUGUGAUGAUGCUCAUGAUGUUAUCUCAGGAGGCUCAAAGUGCAACUUCAAUGCUAGGGAGGACUUUCUAAAUAAGCAGAUUGUUGCUCAUUUGGGUCCUCAUGCUUCUGCCAACAAAUCUGAACGGUUUAUAACAUUCCAAAUUGAUGAUGACCUGGUUCGCAUAGAGGCUGGCUCCUUCUUGUCUGAUGUUAAUCUCAGCAUUGAAUCUCUGAAGGCUCAGUUGGCAUGUUUAUACUAUUUACAGCUUCCCACAGAGAAGAGAUUGAAGGGUCUCUUGCCAAUCAUCGAACAACUUAAAAGUUGCGGAAGAAUACUUGAACGGUUGGAAGCUGUUGAAGGCAUAGAAGAUCUUGUUGAGAAUGGCAUAGUUGAAGUAUUAGUUGGUGGUUGGAUCCAGAAACCCCUGAUGAAGCUAUAUGUUGGCUGCUGUGAGGACUUAUCUGAGGCACCCAACUUGAAGUUGCUGACAAGGCUCUACAAUCUGGAGGUCUCAGAAGAUGAAGUAAUUGUGUCUGAUUGCGAGUUGCAAGAUGUGUCCGUAACUCCGCUACUGAAUGCAUUGAAUGUCCAUGGAACAAUUGCAAUGCUAAAUCUUUCUCACAAUCUGCUGGGAAAUGGAACAAUGGAGAAACUUCAACAAAUAUUUAAAUCAUCAGGCCAAAACUAUGGGGACUUGAGUCUGGAUUUGCAUUGCAAUCGAUUUGGUCCAACAGCUUUAUUUCAGAUAUGUGAGAGUCCAGUUUUGUUUGCACGAUUGGUGGUCCUUAAUAUUUCUGGGAACCGUCUCACUGAUGCUUGUGGAUCUUAUAUUUCAACUAUUCUGAAAAAUUGUAAAGCCCUUGACAGUUUGAACAUAGAACGUUGUUCUAUCUCAUCCAGGACUAUUCAGAAGGUUGCUGAUGCAAUUGAAGCUGGGUCUAUGCUCUCACAGCUUUGGAUAGGACAUAAUGACAAUAUAUCGGGAAAUGCCAUCAUUAAGUUACUGUCCAAACUCAGCACUCUGAGUAGAUUUUCGGAGCUGAGUCUUAAUGGAUUGAAGUUGAUGAAACCGGCCGUUGACAGUCUCUGUCAACUGGUUAAAACCUUGUCCCUUUCUGGACUUAUGCUCGGCGGUACCAGUAUUGGAACUGAUGGGGCACUUCAGUUGACAGAAUCAUUGUUGUGCGAGACCCAUGAGCUCGUGAAAUUUGACGUGUCAUGUUGCCGGCUGUCUUCCAUGUACUUUUCCCAAUUUAGCACGGAUACUCUGCUUGGCGCAAUUUCAGAUCUGAAUUUGGGAGGAAACAUUAUCAAUCAAGAGGGAGCCACUGCAUUGGCGUCAAUGCUUAGAAGUUAUCAGUGCAGCACAAGAGUAUUGGUAUUGAAUAAGUGCAAGCUUGGUCUUUCUGGAGUUCUUCAAAUCAUUCAGGCGCUAGCCGGGAAUAGUUCGGUGAAAGAGCUUGAUCUGGCCUAUAAUGUGGAUGAGCCCGAAAGAGAAGCCCUUCAACGUGACAUAACACGAGAAGGAAAGUCAGAUGACUCUUUACAGCCCAAGAAUCCUGAAUCUUCUUCUCACCACGUUCAAAAUGAUUUAUGUGCCUUGAAUCAUGAGUGUAGUCAGCUCGAAGUUGCCGAUAGUGAAGAUGAAAGGACAAGAUUAGAACUUCAUCCUUGCGGAAUGGAUCAGAGCUGUGCUAGCUCUUGUGAUAGAGUUCCUCUCCCUGAUUGCCCGUUUAUUGAGAAACUGUCUGCUGCAAUCGGGUCUGCAAGGCAGUUAGAGCUAUUGGACCUCAGCAACAAUGGGUUCUCCUCCGCCGCUGUGGAAUCGUUUUACGCUUCGUGGUCUAAUUCAAGGGCUGUUAACUCGGCCCUUAGGCAUGCAGAUGGACAAGUGCUCCAUCUCUCAGUCCCGGAUAACCGGUGCUGCCGUGUCAAAUCCUGUUGCAGGAGGGAUUAGCUUCUGCAGCCCUGGAAUCUCUCUCAACUUUGUCACUAUGAGUUAUUGCUUCAACUUGAUUUCAGAGAACUGGACAUAUCAGUGCGGGACGACACGUUUUUUUUUUUUUCAUUUGGGUAUUCUUAAUAAUAUAUGUAAAUGCUUGUAAAAACUGAUCAACUAUAUGUUGCUUUGUUGGGAGGUACAUGAAAAUGGGCUCACGGUAUGUUCAUUCUGUUGUUAAAAA
Molecule: messenger RNA, 4379 nt
Organism: Punica granatum (pomegranate)
Lineage: Eukaryota; Viridiplantae; Streptophyta; Magnoliopsida; Myrtales; Lythraceae
Source: RefSeq, a predicted model, not a curated record